UCGCUUACCUCACAGCGCACCUCUCUUCUCUCCUCUGGCCUCCUCUGCUCUGCUCCUUGCACGCGAAGACGUAAGCAUAGCAUCGACACGGAUCCAAGCGUCCAUGACAAAGGUGCACCCGAACGCCGCUGCAGCGGCGAAGGCGGCGGCUGCUGCUCCGGUGGUUGGAGAGGAGAAGAGGGAAGCGGUGUCGCUGACGGUGUGGCGGCGGUCUCUGCUGUUCAACGGCAAGGGGUUCACCGUAUUCGACUGCAAGGGAAAUCUUGUUUACCGCGUCGAAUCCUACACCGGCGGCUCGCCCCGUGAGAUCGUCCUCAUGGACGCUGACGGCCACGGCCUCGUCACCAUCCGCCGCAAGAAGCUGAGCUUGGCGGACGAGUGGCUCAUCUACGACGGCGACGCAGCAGCAUCACCGAUGACCGCCACCCCGCCCAAGCGGUUCACGGCGCGGCGGCACGUGAGCCUGCGCUCGACCAGGUCGCUUGCGCACCUGUCCCCGGUCCGCCCGCUGGUGUGCGGGGACGCAGGAGCCGCGCCCAGCUGCCGGUACGACGUGGAGGGCUCGUACGUCGGGCGCAGCCUCGACGUGUUCGCCUCCACCGGCUCCGGCGGCGAGCAGCGGCGACGCGUGGCUGCGGUGCGCCCGAAGGAGGCCGCAGUCGGGCCGGACGUAUUCCGUCUAGUGGUGGAGCCGGGCUUCGACCCGGCGCUCGCCAUGGCCGUCGUCAUCCUCCUCGAGCAGAUGCACGCAUCUUAAAGCUGCCUUCAAGGCCUGCGCAGGAAUCUUACCGCACCAUAUGCAACGGCGGUGCACCGCGGGAAGCAUGCUUUGUGUACAAAGCAUCCUCUGAUUGCUUCAGAGAUUAACGCACCCCCUUUUUUAUGCUUCUAGUUAAUGGCUCAACACUCAUGAGCAGAGAUGACUGAUGGAAGCAUUUGUUUAUGGGUGCGAUGCUUUUAUGUUUUUCCGGGUUCAGGAUUUAGGGUCAGAGAUGUACUUGGUAUGGCGGCCAUACAAAGGUGUAAUAUAUGCGCCAGGUUUUUUGUUUUUCCUUGACGAAAUAAAUCUGCGCAUUUAGGAAACGAUAGAUGUAUUGGACAGGUAAUCCAAACCUCAAAGUCACCAUAUGGUAUGGGUGUAUAUGUACAUAUAUUGUCAAAUCUUUUUGUUUCCUUCAAUGGAAAUUGUGUUGGUUUUAUGAUA
This is a messenger RNA of Phragmites australis (common reed), 1204 nucleotides long. Its product is annotated as protein LURP-one-related 8-like. Bases 104 to 757 code for a protein of 217 amino acids. NCBI's taxonomy places the organism in Eukaryota, Viridiplantae, Streptophyta, Magnoliopsida, Poales, Poaceae. The transcript is spliced from 2 exons. The record is from RefSeq and is a predicted model, not a curated record.